UUUGCUUGGAAAGGCACAGGUAGGAGGCGCGGGCUGUUGAGUGCACGCUCACUGCUCUGGGAGGAGUCUCUCUCCCUUUGCUCGGCUUUCUGGGAGCUGCGGACUGCCCCGGAGCGUUGGUGGUUGCCGAGUGCCGGCUGCAGGGAGACUCGCCGGCGGCUGGGAGCCGGGAGCCGGGCCGAGCCCUUCUGAGAGUGCGGCCGUGCGCUGCCCGGCGCCAUGCUUCUGCUGGGCAUCUUAACCCUGGCUCUCGCCGGGGGACCCACUGGUGCAGCAGAGCCAGAGCAGGAGGUGGUGGUUCCCAUCCGACUGGACCCGGACAUCAACGGCCGCCACUACUACCGGAGGGGUCCCGAGGACUCCGGGCACCAGGGACUCAUUUUUCAGAUCACAGCAUUUCAGGAGGACUUUUACCUACACUUGACUCCAGAUGCUCAGUUCCUGGCGCCCGCCUUCGCCACUGAGCAUCUGGGCGUCCCCUUCCCGGGACUCACCGGGAGCUCUCCACACUUGAGACGUUGCUUCUACUCUGGGGACGUGAACGCUGAACCAGACUCCUUCGCCGCUGUGAGCCUGUGCGGGGGUCUACGCGGUGCUUUUGGCUACCGAGGCGCCGAGUAUGUCAUUAGUCCACUGCCCAACGCCAGCGCGCAGGCAGUGCAGCGCAACAGCCAGGGCGCACACCUCCUCCAGCGCCGAGGCGCCCCCGGUGGGCCUGCCGGAGAUCCCACCUCUCGCUGCGGGGUGGCCUCAGGCUGGAACCCCGCCAUCCUGCGGGCGCUGGACCCUUAUAAGCCGCGGGGGACCAGCUUAGGAGAGAGUCGCGGUCGGCGCAGGUCCGGGCGCUCCAAGCGCUUCGUGUCUAUCCCGCGGUACGUGGAGACACUGGUGGUGGCAGACGAGUCAAUGGUCAAGUUCCACGGCGCAGACUUGGAGCAUUACCUGCUGACGCUGCUGGCCACGGCGGCGCGACUCUACCGCCAUCCCAGCAUCCUCAACCCCAUCAGCAUUGUUGUAGUCAAGGUGCUACUUCUCGGAGACCGCGACGCUGGGCCCAAGGUCACGGGCAACGCGGCCUUGACGCUGCGCAACUUUUGCGCCUGGCAGAAGAAGCUGAAUAAAGUGAGUGACAAACACCCCGAGUACUGGGACACAGCCAUCCUUUUCACCAGGCAGGACCUGUGUGGGGCCACCACUUGUGACACGCUGGGCAUGGCUGAUGUGGGCACUAUGUGCGACCCCAAGAGGAGUUGUUCUGUGAUCGAGGAUGAUGGGCUUCCAUCAGCCUUCACCACUGCCCAUGAGCUGGGCCACGUGUUCAACAUGCCCCAUGACAACGUGAAGGUGUGUGAGGAGGUGUUUGGGAAACUCCGAGCCAACCACAUGAUGUCGCCAACACUCAUCCAGAUUGACCGCGCCAGCCCCUGGUCGGCCUGCAGCGCUGCCAUCAUCACCGACUUCCUGGACAGUGGGCAUGGUGACUGCCUCCUGGAUCAACCUAGCAAGCCCGUCGCCCUGCCUGAGGACCCGCCAGGUGCCAGCUACAGCCUAAGCCAACAGUGUGAGCUUGCCUUUGGUGUGGGCUCAAAGCCCUGUCCCUACAUGCAGUACUGCACCAAACUGUGGUGCACCGGCAAAGCAAAGGGGCAAAUGGUGUGCCAGACCCGCCACUUCCCGUGGGCAGAUGGCACCAGCUGCGGUGAGGGCAAGUUCUGCCUCAAAGGGACCUGUGUGGAGAGACACAACCUCAGUAAGUACAAGGUGGAUGGCUCCUGGGCCAAAUGGGAGCCCUACGGCCCCUGCUCGCGCACCUGCGGGGGAGGCGUGCAGCUGGCCCGGAGGCAGUGCAGCAACCCCACCCCUGCCAACGGGGGCAAGUACUGCGAGGGGGUGAGGGUGAAAUACCGAUCCUGCAACCUGGAGCCCUGCCCCAGUUCAGCUUCAGGCAAGAGCUUCCGGGAGGAGCAAUGUGAGGCUUUCAAUGGCUACAACCACAGCACCAACCGGCUCACCCUUGCCGUGGCGUGGGUGCCCAAGUACUCAGGUGUUUCUCCUCGGGACAAGUGCAAGCUCAUCUGCCGAGCCAAUGGCACCGGCUACUUCUACGUGCUGGCACCCAAGGUGGUGGAUGGUACACCAUGCACUCCUGAUUCCACCUCAGUCUGUGUCCAAGGCAAGUGCAUCAAGGCUGGCUGCGACGGGAACCUGGGCUCCAAGAAGAAAUUUGACAAGUGUGGAGUGUGUGGGGGUGACAACAAGAGCUGUAAGAAGGUGACAGGCCUCUUCACCAAGCCCAUGCAUGGCUACAAUUUCGUGGUGGCCAUCCCUGCGGGUGCCUCGAGCAUCGACAUCCGCCAGCGUGGCUACAAGGGGCUGAUUGGAGAUGACAACUACCUGGCCCUGAAGAAUAGCCAAGGCAAGUACCUGCUCAACGGGCACUUCGUAGUGUCGGCAGUGGAGCGGGACCUGGUGGUGAAGGGCAGCCUCCUGCGCUACAGCGGCACCGGGACCGCGGUGGAGAGCCUGCAGGCCUCCCGGCCCAUCCUGGAGCCCCUUACCGUGGAGGUCCUCUCUGUGGGCAAGAUGACGCCGCCCCGGGUCCGCUACUCUUUCUAUCUGCCCAAGGAGCCUCGGGAAGACAAGGCCUCCCACCCCAAGGACCCCCGGGGCCCCUCUGUGCUCCACAACAGCGUCCUCAGCCUCUCCAAUCAGGUGGAGCAGCAGGGCGACAGGCCCCCUGCACGCUGGGUGGCAGGCAGCUGGGGGCCUUGCUCUGCAAGCUGUGGCAGCGGCCUGCAGAAGCGGGCGGUCGACUGUCGCGGUCCCCCGGGGCUGCGUGUGGCAUCUGCCUGUGAUGCAGCCCACCGGCCAGUGGAAACCAGAGCCUGUGGGGAGCCCUGCCCGACCUGGGAGGUCGGGGCCUGGUCGCCUUGCUCCAAGAGUUGCGGCCGGGGAUUUAAGAGGCGUCCACUCAAGUGUUUGGGCCCCGGAGGGCGGCUGCUGGCCCGGGACCAGUGCAACCUGCGCCGGAAGCCCCAGGAGCUAGACUUCUGCAUCUUGAGGCCGUGCUGAAUAGGACCAUGCUUUUCUCCUCCUCACUCUCCCCCGCGUUGGUGCUGCCAGUGUUCUGGCCAGCUGGAGCCACGGGCAAAGGGCAGUGGUCGGGGGUCCAUGUCAUGACGUCACCCGCUUCCAGGGACAAGGACCAGGGGUGGGAGUGAGAGGUCUCCUCCUCUUCCCUGGCCUGGGUGGGGGAAGCCAAGUGACUAACGCACAGUCUACCUCAUGCUGGGCUCCUCCAGGGCCCAGUCUCUGGGAGAGGCUGAGAGGUGCGGGCUCUGGGCAGAGGUGCCGGGCCCGGUUUUCAAGGGACCUGGAGGAUGGGCACCUCCCAGGAAGAACUUCAGGGACCUUGGCCCCCGUCAGGGAGGCCACAGGCUGCUGGAAGAGCCAUGGCCCAGCAGCUUGGCACCCUCAGGUGGCCCCGGGGGCUCUAAGCCGUUUCUGAACAAGGCAGGUUUUUAUGGUGCUGUCAGCCCACCUUUUCUUUCUGACUGACAAGGACUGAAUAAUAAAAAAUGGCUGGGGUGGGCAAAAACUGGGGGGAGAGUGGGAUUAGGUAUAACUGGAGCCUGGGCCACCCCGUUUGAAAAGAGGUAUAUAAGUAGGGAGAGUCCGGAGGUUUCUCAUUGUCUUUCUACUCCUGGCCCUCCCUCAAGAGCCACCUCUUCUCCUCGUGUCUAGGGUAUCAUGCUGGUGGGAGGGCUUCCAAGUACAUGCCCUCUGGUGCAUUGCAAAUAGAUACAAAGUGUCAGUAGGGAGCCUAUUGCCUUCCUCAGGAGGGAUCUGACCAUUAAAACAAGAUACAAGGGAUGAUGGAUUCUGUGGUAAGGCAUGGAGUUUGAAGAGUGACUUAGGGGGUUCUGUGUCACUGGGGCUGGGCUUGAGCUUUGGGGGAAUGUUACCCUGGGAUGGGGAAGAGGAGGCCCCAGUUCUGAUGGCUUCUUCCUUCAGAGAGGCAGGUAUAAAUAGGGCUGCUGCCUUAGGCUCUGCAUUGCCUCAGAGAAGCUUCAGGGUGGCCACGGUCUUAUCCCCACUAAGAAGGGCAUGGGGGGUGCACAAGAGGGCUGGGUGCUGAACAUCCACAUGCCUGCAGGUUGGUUUUCACCUAGACAGCUACAUGUGGUCUGGCUUUGGGCACAUCACGUGGCAUUGCAGUUGGAUAACGGGGCUCACCGUUUGCUACCUCAGGCUAUGCUCUGUGGGAACCCACGCUUGCCCCUCUCUGGGGCAGUGGUGACCCUGGUGCUUCCAGCAGACCUGGCUGUUGUCCUCUGUAGACUGAGCUGCCCAGACACAAAAAUGAUUGUGUGGUACGUGGUGUCCUGCUCCCCAUAGCCCAGCCAGUCAUGCCCUGGGGCUCCAAAUAUGAAGACAGGAUCUCUCUCUUCAGGUGCCUUGGGAACAGGUUUCAGGAGACCCCAAGAAUCAAUGACCUGACCCAGAGGCCCUUGGCAGCCACAAUGGGAACUCUUGUGUAUCCUGGAGACAUGUUGGGGAUAUAGACACCAGGGUGUUUCCUAUAGCUCUAAGUGGGAAGAUGUUCUGGGGUUAGCGAGUCUUUGGUCAAGCAGGGUAUUUCUUGAGGAAAUACAGCACGUACAUGGGAUGGGAGGUUCUGCUUCUGAGUCAGGUAAUAUGUCCUGGCUUUUAGCGAGGUAACAGCAGAGCAAGUGUCUUCCCUGGGAAAGGGGUUCAAUCCUUUUAUUUGGCUUCCCCUAAUAGCCCAAACCCACAAACCAGCCAUUCAGGCAAGCCUCUGUGAUGAUUUUACAAAUUCCAGCCUAACCCCGAGCUGAGCCCUUGAACAAGGCUCCCCCAGUGGGGCAGAGGGCCUGCAGAUCUCUGAGGCAGGGCUGCAGUCACUUCCGAAGACUGAAGUGAGGAGGAAUCUUCCCCCCCUGAAUGGGUAAACACUGUGGGGCUUCAGCAUCAAAGGGGACCCAGGGCACCAGGGCAGAUGUGGACCCCCGCUAGCCGACGAUAGCACUGCACCCUGUGCUUGGUGCACCCAUCCUCAGCGAGGAGGUUGUGGCACAGGGGGUGUGCAGAAUAGGCAGGGGAAUGGGGUGGGAGGGAAGGGAGCUGCCAUCAGUGGGGGGUGACUGACCCCCCUAGCAGGGCGGCUUUACAAAUUACUUCAAGGAGGGACAACCUAUCUUGUUCCUGACGCAAGCUGGGUCUCAGUGAUCUUUUCUGUCAUGAUGUCUUUCUUUUUCCUUUUUUUUUUUUUUUUUCCUUUUUAAAAGAGGUAUGACCAAGACAACUUGGGAGGUUUGUCUUAUCCUUGACCAUUUUGCCAAUCCAACCAUGCUCUCCAGGGCUGAGCAGAGACAAGCCUCAAGGUACAGGUUUCUGGUGAUGGGAUAAAAAAAAUUAAGGUGGUAUCUCAUGUCUGUGGAAGAGGAGGAAGAUUCUGGGGGCUCCAGAAACUUCCUCCAUGGGGUGUGGAUCAGUAAGGAUCUGGGCUCUGGAGCCCCCUGCCUCCUCUGCCCUUUGUGUGCACUGAUUGGAGGAGUCCAACCUUGUGAACCUUGCCGUGCUGGAGUAGGGGGCUGGGGUGAGCCAAGGGGCUUGGUUGUUCCCAGCCUGGGAGUUGGCUCCCAAAGGCACUAGACACUGUCACUUACAGAGCCCCCUUUGCGUUUGGUUCUUUUGCAUUCCACGUGCUGCAGAAGGAUGGAAGGACGUGGGUACUGGCUGGGCUGUGUAUACUGUGUAUACAUGGGAGCUGGCUGCUGCGGGGACGACAGCCUGCUCCUAAUAAAGUUGUAAGUAUUUAAA
Messenger RNA from Hyaena hyaena (striped hyena), 5844 nucleotides. RefSeq names its product ADAM metallopeptidase with thrombospondin type 1 motif 15 (gene ADAMTS15). The coding region runs from base 220 to 3072 and encodes 950 amino acids. Lineage: Eukaryota; Metazoa; Chordata; Mammalia; Carnivora; Hyaenidae. The record is from RefSeq and is a predicted model, not a curated record. Gene Ontology annotation, biological process: extracellular matrix organization; proteolysis. The transcript is spliced from 8 exons. Gene Ontology annotation, molecular function: zinc ion binding; metalloendopeptidase activity.